AUGGAUUUACAUCAUUCUAAAUCUUAUGGAGUUUUCAAUGAGUUGAACUGUCAGCUUUUUAAACCAAAACCUCAUUCUUUCAGACUUUAAAUUGGUUCAUUACCUACUGAGAUACCACAAGUUCUAAAAUAGGCCCUAGUCACUCCUUCUACAAAUGACAAUGAUUCAAAGUAUUAUAAUCCGUAACUUAGUCACUCUCCUUCUCCAUAAUUAAGGGCUUUCAAAUCUUACAGAGUCUCCACUGAAAUGUUAAAUGGAUCUCCGAUUGAUUAGAUAUAAUUAAUUAUGAGAGAAAAUGAGAACUUGAAAAAAUCAUUGAACCAAAAACAGAAGAUUAUUGAUACUUUGACUCGAUCACAUAAAACCAAAAUUAGAUUAGAUUUCAACGAUUUGAAAAAGAAUUCAAGAUCUCAUAUUUAACUUCAAAGUUAAUAGGAUGCCAAUAAGCCAAAGUUAAUUGAAGUAAAGUAGUCUGUCUCUCAAAAUUAUAAUAAACGAACCAAAUUGCCAAGAAUUGAAGAUCCUGUUCCAAAGGAUGAUGAUCGUAAUUUCACUUUCGCCAAUAAUUUUUUCAAUGACAAUGCCACUUCUCAACGUCAAAAGUUUAAUUUUAAAUAAGUGUUUGCCUAAUCUCAUUUGAAGAAGAAAUUUUUCACUUGA
This is a messenger RNA of Paramecium tetraurelia, 660 nucleotides long. RefSeq lists its product as uncharacterized. Lineage: Eukaryota; Ciliophora; Oligohymenophorea; Peniculida; Parameciidae. The record is from RefSeq and is a predicted model, not a curated record. The transcript is spliced from 2 exons.